CUGAUAAUGAAGAGGGGAGGGUGUGCUAAUGUUUACAACCAUUGGGCUGUCGAUCAUUUUAUCGUAAAAACUGUGAUUCUGUCGAUAUUUCAGCAGCAUAUGAAAAGACAAGUACAUAAUGGCGCAAACUAAAUGACCUCUUCUCGCUUUCAGGUUUUUGUAAACUGUGAGUCCCCUGGUUCUCUCGACUCACUGCGUUACACACAAUCUGAAUCUGGAAAGAACAUUUCAGUGUGUACAUUUUGUUGGUAAACAGUGUCCUGAUGGAGUGGGUGUUCAUCAUGAACCGGAUGAGCUCUCAGGGUAGCUCUGCAGCCCAGCGGAGGCGGAUGGCCCUGGGGGUGGUGAUACUCCUGCUGGUGGAUGUCAUCUGGGUAGCCUCCUCCGAGCUCACCUCCUACAUUUUCAAGCGACAGGAGUACAACAAACCCUUCUUCAGCACAUUCACCAAGACCUCCAUGUUUGUACUCUAUCUGCUGGGUUUCUUGCUGUGGCGGCCCUGGAGGCAGCAGUGCACUGGCACUCUGAAACGGCGGCACUCUGCCUUUUUUGCUGAUGCUGAGGCCUACUUUGCACCCUGCACCACUGACAGCACUGUGAACAACUGUUUGAGUGAACCACUGUAUGUUCCAGUGAAGUUCCAGGACGUACCCGCUGAGCAAUCAAAUUGUUUGAUGGGAGACUGUGAAUCUUCAGCUUCCAAAAAGCAGCGGGUGCGUUUUAGUAAUAUCAUGGAGGUGCGUCAGCUGCCCUCUACUCAAGCCCUGGAGGCCAAACUGUCCCGCAUGUCCUACCCAGCUGCCAAGGACCACGAGGCCAUGCUGCGCACAGUGGGCAAGCUAACCAUCACUGAUGUGGCCCAAAUCAGCUUCUUCUUCUGCUUUGUGUGGUUCCUGGCCAACCUGUCCUAUCAGGAAGCCCUGUCCGACACGCAGGUCGCCAUUGUCAACAUCCUGUCAUCCACCUCAGGCCUGUUCACGCUCAUCUUGGCAGCCAUAUUUCCCAGCAACAGCAGCGACCGUUUCACCUUGUCCAAACUGUUAGCCGUGGCUCUGAGCAUGGGAGGUGUUACCCUGGUGAGUUUCUCCAGCAUGGACAGCCCGGAUGACAAAGGCGUCAUAGGUUCUUUGUGGUCCCUGGCGGGGGCGGUGCUGUACGCUGUCUACAUCGUAAUGAUCAAGAGACGAGUGGACCGGGAGGAUAAGCUUGACAUCCCCAUGUUCUUUGGGUUUGUGGGUCUGUUUAACCUGCUGCUGCUGUGGCCUGGCUUCCUCCUGCUCCACUACACGGGCUUCGAGGCCUUCGAGCUUCCCAGCCAGCUGGUGUGGACCUACAUCCUCAUUAACGGCCUCAUUGGAACCGUUCUCUCAGAGUUCCUCUGGCUGUGGGGCUGUUUCCUCACAUCGUCUCUAAUCGGGACUCUGGCGUUGAGCCUCACCAUCCCACUCUCUAUUAUGGCAGAUAUUUGCAUGCAGAAGGCACGUUUCUCAUGGCUGUUUUUUGCCGGGGCGGUCCCUGUCUUCCUCUCCUUCUUCAUCGCCACGGUCUUAUGCCACUACAACAACUGGGACCCUGUCCUGGUGGGGCUGAGGAGACUGUACGUCUUCAUUUGCAGGAAACAUCGCAUUCAGAGAUUGCCAGAAGACAGCGAGCAGUGUGAAAGCCUGAUUCCUCUCCACCCCGUCUCCCUCCACGAAGGAAGCUUCUGUUCGUGAUCCAGCAGUCAAACAAAGUGGCGAAUGUUGAAUCUGGCUGAUCUGAAGCUGGAAGCUAUCAGAGACAUUGAACUACCCCAGUGCCUCCUGUUAAAUCUAUUUAUUUUCUACAGUGUUGAGACGAUGCAUCCAUUUCUACAAGCUCGUUUUUUUUAUUUUCACAGUCCAGUCCUCGCAGACUGAGAUUCGGUUUUUACUUUGUUGAUGUUUUCUGUGUUUAAAAAAAAAAAAAAAAGAAGAAACCUUCUGGUUCUUAAGGUGCUGGACAUUAACUCCGUGAUUACUUUGUUGUCGUGUGACCAAAUCAAACGGUACAUGUUGAUCAUAACACUAACCGAGGCAGAGUAACUGUGCGCGUUUCUUUACAAAUCUGAAAUCCGUGAGUUCAGAGUUCACA
This is a messenger RNA of Sander lucioperca (pikeperch), 2112 nucleotides long. Its product is annotated as solute carrier family 35 member F5. Bases 264 to 1715 code for a protein of 483 amino acids. The record is from RefSeq and is a predicted model, not a curated record. The transcript has 16 exons. Gene Ontology annotation, biological process: regulation of peptide transport. NCBI's taxonomy places the organism in Eukaryota, Metazoa, Chordata, Actinopteri, Perciformes, Percidae.